UAUUGGUUUUCCUUUUGUCGCACUUGCAGUAAAUAUUUUAGCGAUGUCUUCAUGUUUGUCUCAUCUGCAAUGGCAACACGAGAUCGUAGUUCUGAAAGUGCACGAUUUGAGGUGUUGAAUUCAGAAUACAGUGCGGUUUUGCUAGGAAAUGAAAAUGCAACUAUACACAUUGAUGCUGUUAUCGAUCCUUUGAGCCCCACUGGUCAAAAACUAGCAUCACUUCUUCAAGUUCUACAGAAACAUGUUCAGACGAGCAUGAGGAUUGUUCUGAAUCCCAUGAGUUCCCUUGUGGACAUUCCUUUGAAGAAUUACUACAGAUAUGUCUUACCUAAUACGGACGAUUACAGCAGUACAGGCUUUGACGUAGAUGGGCCUAAGGCAUUUUUUGCAAAUAUGCCAUUGUCUAAGACACUUACCAUGAAUCUUGACGUUCCAGAGCCAUGGCUUGUUGAACCAGUAAUUGCCAUCCAUGAUCUUGAUAAUAUUUUGCUUGAGAACCUGGGAGAUACCACUACACUGCAGGCAGUUUUUGAGGUUGAAUCUCUUGUUCUUACAGGUCAUUGCGCAGAAAAAGAUCAUGAGGCUCCUCGUGGCCUUCAGCUGAUUCUGGGAACCAAAAAUAAACCGCAUUUGGUUGAUACCCUUGUAAUGGCCAAUUUGGGUUAUUGGCAGAUGAAAGUAUCCCCUGGGGUUUGGUAUUUACAACUUGCUCCGGGUAGAAGUUCUGAACUAUACGUUUUGAAAGGAGGAAAUGACGGGAGUCAAGAUCAAUCCUCGCUGAAACGUAUUACUAUCGAUGAUCUGCGUGGUAAAGUUGUUCAUCUAGAAGUAGUUAAGAGAAAGGGUAAGGAGCAUGAGAAGUUGCUAGUUCCUUCUGACGAUGAUGAUGGUGUGCAACAAAACAAUGAACGACGAAGCUGGAACUCAAAUUUCUUGAAAUGGGCGUCUGGUUUCGUUGGUGGUCGUCAACAAUCAAUGAAGGGAGAUUCCAAAAAAGAGCAUGAGAAGGGUGGACGACAAGGGAAAACGAUAAAUAUAUUCUCCAUCGCUUCAGGGCAUUUAUACGAGCGUUUCCUUAAGAUCAUGAUUCUCAGUGUUUUGAAGAACACCAAUCGUCCUGUAAAAUUCUGGUUUAUUAAGAAUUAUCUUUCUCCUCAGUUUAAGGAUGUAAUUCCACAUAUGGCACAAGAAUACAACUUUGAGUAUGAGCUGAUUACUUACAAAUGGCCUACCUGGUUGCAUAAACAGAAAGAAAAGCAACGAAUUAUUUGGGCCUACAAAAUUCUUUUCCUUGAUGUUAUAUUUCCACUGUCAUUGGAAAAGGUUAUAUUUGUCGACGCAGAUCAAAUUAUAAGGACAGACAUGGGAGAACUGUAUGAUAUGGAUAUUAAAGGAAGACCUCUUGCGUAUACUCCUUUUUGUGACAACAACAGGGAAAUGGAUGGAUAUCGAUUUUGGAGACAGGGUUUCUGGAAAGAACAUUUACGUGGUAGGCCAUACCAUAUCAGUGCUCUGUACGUUGUUGACUUGGUUAAGUUCCGAGAGACAGCGGCAGGAGAUAAUCUAAGAGUAUUCUAUGAGACGCUUAGCAAGGAUCCAAACAGUUUGUCCAACCUAGAUCAGGAUCUUCCUAAUUAUGCUCAGCAUACUGUUCCUAUAUUUUCACUUCCCCAAGAGUGGUUGUGGUGUGAAUCUUGGUGUGGAAACGCCACAAAAUCCAAGGCGAAAACAAUCGAUCUUUGCAACAAUCCCAUGACAAAGGAACCAAAGCUUCAGGGUGCAAGAAGAAUCGUAACUGAAUGGCCUGAUCUAGAUCUCGAGGCACGGAAAUUCACAGCAAAAAUCUUGGGUGAAGAUGUGGAACUCAACGAGCCAGUAGCCGCUGCUACAGACAAACCUAACCCUCCUCCAUCAAAUGACAUCUCGGAAGAUUCAGAACAAGACUUGGAAUCUAAAGCAGAACUGUAAAUGCACGUUCCGGAAAAAGAGGAGAAGAUAAAACCAUGAAUCAUGGCUAUUUUGAAUUUGCUUAGAUAAGGUUUCUAGUUUUUGUAGUUGCAGUUUCGUAGACAAACGACGACAUCUCUCAGCAAAAACUAGACAGAAGAUAAAAUGAGAAUAAUAUCAGUAUAAUGUUUUUUACAUCAA
Messenger RNA from Camelina sativa (false flax), 2148 nucleotides. Lineage: Eukaryota; Viridiplantae; Streptophyta; Magnoliopsida; Brassicales; Brassicaceae. The record is from RefSeq and is a predicted model, not a curated record.